ACAUUCACAUCUAUCCAUAUUUUCUGACUACUAAUACACAGAUUUUCUUUCAUAAAAACGUAACAUUUUUUAAAAAAUGUCAUGAUCCACUUUAUUUUAUUACAGUUGAAUUUAAAAGCAAAUAUACAAUUAUUUUAAAGUGUUUGUAAGAACUGAAAAUGAGUCAAGCAUUAAGUACAACUCCAAUAUCCAGCUUAAGAGUAAGAUUAUCAUCAACGAACUCCAAGCCUAACACUAAUACACGGUGGUCGCCGCCACCGCGUAAGGAGUCAGCCGAUGCUGAUGCAGCGCCCCUCGUUCUACGCACUGUCAACCACAGCCGCAGAAAUAUUAUUACGAUUGGAAUAGUUGGUGCAGUUUAUGGUGAGAAAAAAGCAUGGGCAGGUGCAAGAAGAGCAGCUCCACCACCAACAGAUCAGGAGAAAAAGGAUCCAAACAUAAGUGCAGUCCAAGCUAAAGUGUUAGCCAGUAGAAAAAGGAAGGAAGCCAUGAAACAAGCCAUGGCCAAACAAAGAGAGAGAGGAAAAAAAGUAAUUGAGCAACCCUCAAAUUCUUCCCCUUCCCCUCAAUCUGAACCCAAGCCCGAGCCUGAGCCUGAGCUUGAGCCUAUGCCUCAAUAAUCUCAACCUUAGUAUUCUAAGGAGAGUGACUUUGUAAACAUACAUACAUUAUUGAAUAACUCUAAUUUACAAGUUUUUUAUAGUUUUUUUUUUAUUGUGUUUGGAUGGUUGGUAGUUGAUACAGCAUGAAAAUUAAGUUUUGUUUCAGUUGAAAUAUACACUACUUUUCAUAAAAA
This is a messenger RNA of Amaranthus tricolor (Joseph's coat), 796 nucleotides long. RefSeq lists its product as uncharacterized. NCBI's taxonomy places the organism in Eukaryota, Viridiplantae, Streptophyta, Magnoliopsida, Caryophyllales, Amaranthaceae. The transcript is spliced from 2 exons. The coding region runs from base 159 to 620 and encodes 153 amino acids. The record is from RefSeq and is a predicted model, not a curated record.